Molecule: messenger RNA, 687 nt
Organism: Capsella rubella
Lineage: Eukaryota; Viridiplantae; Streptophyta; Magnoliopsida; Brassicales; Brassicaceae
Exons: 1
Coding region: 27-425 (132 amino acids)
Source: RefSeq, a predicted model, not a curated record
UCAUCAAAUAAACUAAACAAACUAAAAUGGGAAACUGCAUAUGCGUAACAGGAAAAACGACUACGUCGUGCUCUGGAGACGAUUGUGAUGAAUCUUUUAACAAGAAGAGAAGAAGAAGAAGAUCCUCCACCGUGUUUAACGACGAGGACGGCGGAGACGGAGAGAAGCUGCUGGGAGAGGCAAGUAACGCGACGUCGUCGAGUUCUUCAACGUCUUGUGGAAGGAGGGAGAUCAAGAUAAGGAUGACGAAGAAAGAACUUGAAGAUCUCAUGAGAAACAUUGGUUUAAAGGGUUUGACGGCGGAAGAGAUACUUUCUAAGUUGAUGUUCGACGGUGGAGAUCAAACCGGAUUAUCUGCCGUCGAUCUAAGGAAUCACCACCAGCCUUGGAAACCGGCGUUACAAAGCAUACCGGAGAUCGAUUAAUAAAUGUUUUGUGUCUCUCUUUCUUUUUUCCUUUUUUUUUUUUUUGGUUUGAUUAGUUAGGAAAAGCUGAGUUUGAUGUGUGUGUGUCCUAAAUUUGACCCCCCUCGAUCGGUGAUUUUAGCUUAACUGAAAUUAUGUACAUGUUUGUUUUUGUAAUUAUUUUGUUAUUCUGAUGAUUUUACUUCACUCCCUUUGUAACUUUUAUUUUGAUUUCAGUGGUUAUUGGGCAAAAUGUUAAACAUAGCAGUGGGCAUAAUUUCUA